UGACGGCUGGUCAGAUAAAGAGCGCAGUUUUUAGUCAUCAUAUUGGAUUCUGUAUGUGUUUGUUAAUAUUUCUGACCAGUAGCUAACCUGAGCCAUGACUUUAAUGAUUAAUCGAAUGAACGACAAACAGCCUUUACUUUUUGACUUAACGCUUCGUUUUAUUACUGUUGUUUAGCAAGCUAAAUGUAGCUAGCUGCCAUCUUUAGUGGAAAAAACCCAGUUAUAUACAACUGACUGGUUUGAUCUGAUAGCCGAUAGCAUCAGACUGCAACUAUGUGGUUUGGUGUUUUGGUGAGCUUCGUGUUUUGGCUUUUGGUGGAGCAGAGACGACGCCCGACUGCUAGCUUAGCGGUGGUUAGCUUAGCCAGCAGCCGCCGCCAUUACCAGCCGACGUUAGCUAGCUAUUAACGCUACUGCAGGCCUGAAGGUUUGCCGAUAUCACACCAGGGGCUUAAUUUAACAGUUUCAGUUUUAGUUCUGUUUCUGAUUGAUACCAUACUAAUCACCAUAAGUAUCUACAUUCGUUUUUAAUCCAACCGAAAAUCAGUUUACAUCGUAAAACCAAUGGGCAACUUUACCGCAAGCUAACCCGACGGCUUGUAGCUAGCAGUGCCCACUGCCUGCUUCCAGGGAUGCUAAUGGGACACAUUUAGGAUAACCUGAGUCCUGUAAACCCUGGGGCGAUGCAUUCGCUGGCUCAGGAGAUCCAGGGCUUCUCCAAAAACCGUCUGAAGAAACAGUGCACACGUGUUACCACGGUGACAGGCAGGAAGCUGCUGGAGAGGAGGAGUGAUGGAGGAGAGGGAGAGGAGCAGGUAGAAGAACUGGAGGAGGGAAGUGGAUGUGGAUUUGUAGAAGAUAAAAGUCUGGACCUUCAAGUUGGUGUCGUUAGACCCUUCCUACUACUGGCUUCUCAGGAUGCAGCCCACGACAUUGACACCCUGCAGAGAUAUAAGGUGUCUCACGUGCUAAAUGUGGCCUAUGGAGUCACUAACCUGUUCCCAGAUCAGUUGGUUUAUAAGACGCUCCAGAUCCUGGACCUCCCAGACACUGACAUCACUUCAUAUCUUGGGGAAUGCAGCUCCUUCAUAGAUCAGACACGAGAACAGGACGGUGUGGUGCUGGUCCACUGUAACGCGGGUGUAUCGCGCUCGUCCUCCGUCGUGAUUGGCUACCUGAUGUUGAGCGAGCGGUUGUCAUUUAAUGAUGCGUACAGCCAGGUGAAGCUGGCGAGGCCCUCGAUUCGCCCCAACCCCGGCUUCUACCAGCAGCUACAGAGCUACAAACCUUAAAGCUGCAUUCAUUUAUAAUUUAUCUUUUUUUUUUGUCCUCUUGGGAGCAGCAGAAACAAGCUGUAAAGACAACACUGAUAUCUGUUUUUAGAGCUUUUUCUGAAAACAGCUGCCUGCUGCUGCUGAUGUUGAUGGGAGCUGUAAGAGUGAACCGAAACAGUAAAGUUACGGGCCGCAAAACCAAAACAAUAAUCUGAAAGACACUUAAACGCUCUGUAGAGCUGAGGGGACACAAAGUGACUCUUUUUACAUUACACUUGUCAUCGUCAUUUGAUCCAUUGUUAAAGUAAAAAUAUUGAUUAGGUGCUGCUUUAAGGAACUACAAAGCUUUUCUUUUGCUUGAGAAAAAGUCUUAGAAGUCUACAACACCCACAAUUCAUGUGAUAAACAUUAUUUAGAAAAUUGUCCUUCUGUUUUUUUCGUAAAGAUUAUAAUGUUGUUUAUUAUUAGAGGUAAUGAAAAUGUCAAUGGAGGAUCUCAUCAAGAGGCAGGAGGAAGAUAUUUACUUUUUUAAUGUCUCCCUAAACAUUGUUUUUUUUUUUGUUGUUGCAAGAAAUAACACGUAAAUAGUGUGAUAAUGUGUUCGAUAAUAAAAAAUUCUACAUACUUGUUGUUUUCAAAGCUUUCAGCCACAUCUUGUGGUCUUCCUCAGUGAAUGGAGCUACUCGGUAGAUGCAGAUGUCAUGCAGAUGGUUAAGUUGUUCACAUCCAUCCAGUGUGGAAUUUACAUAUAUGUGAUAAACAAUGUCUUGUUUCUGUGUGCCAUACAUGUAUGUAUGUAUAACCAGUAUAUAUGCAUGUGCUGAGUGUCAUUUUUAACUCUGUGUUUUUUGUCUAAAAAAUACAGUUAGUAAGUGAGAAACUGUCUGCCUUUCAUUCUGCAGUAAAAGCUUUGUUAAGAAACUGAUUUCCUAUUAGAUUCGUUAAUUUUGGAAGCACUUAUUUUCUUUGCGGUAUAGGUUUCGUAGUUUAGUUAGUAGUUUUAGUAUUGUUUUCUAAUUAAAGACGUACCAGUUUUUCCUGAGGUACACCUUGA
Molecule: messenger RNA, 2328 nt
Organism: Siniperca chuatsi (mandarin fish)
Lineage: Eukaryota; Metazoa; Chordata; Actinopteri; Centrarchiformes; Sinipercidae
Product: dual specificity protein phosphatase 19-like
Exons: 5
Coding region: 684-1292 (202 amino acids)
Biological process (GO): regulation of MAP kinase activity; protein dephosphorylation
Cellular component (GO): cytoplasm
Molecular function (GO): JUN kinase phosphatase activity
Source: RefSeq, a predicted model, not a curated record